GACACCCAGCGUUUAUCACCCGGGGAAGUCAUUGCACCAGUGUCAGUCUAUGGGAAGUGCGCAUGUUUUGAAAGAUGGCGGACGUUCCUAAUGAUGCACCAGAACACUGUCCGGGCACAAGCAGUGACCAGGCUGGUAAAUCAUCAGCAUGUCAAGGAUGCCCAAACCAAAACAUAUGUGCAUCUGGUGCUGCCAAAGCUCCGGAUCCAGCCAUAGAGGAAAUCAGACAGAAAUUGACCUCUGUGAAGCACAAGAUUCUGGUUUUGUCUGGAAAAGGAGGUGUUGGGAAGAGCACGUUCAGCGCACAUUUGUCUCAUGCAUUGGCUAGUGAUGACUCCAAAGAGAUUGCACUGCUAGAUGUAGACAUCUGUGGGCCAUCUAUACCAAAAAUAAUGGGGUUAGAGGGGGAGCAGGUUCAUCAGAGCGGCUCAGGCUGGUCCCCAGUGUAUGUUGAGGACAACUUGGCCGUCAUGUCCAUCGGCUUCCUGCUCAGUAGUCCAGAUGAUGCUGUUAUCUGGAGAGGCCCUAAAAAGAAUGGCAUGAUAAAACAGUUUCUGAGGGAUGUGGACUGGGGAGAAGUGGAUUAUCUGAUCGUAGACACGCCUCCAGGAACAUCUGAUGAGCAUUUGUCCAUCGUGCAGUAUCUCAGCGGCGCUGGCAUCGACGGAGCCGUCAUCAUCACCACCCCGCAGGAAGUAUCUUUGCAGGAUGUGAGAAAAGAGAUCCGAUUCUGUAAAAAGGUCAAAAUACCUGUCAUAGGUGUGAUUGAAAACAUGAGUGGCUUUGUUUGUCCUAAAUGCAAGAAUACAUCACAGAUAUUUCCUCCAACCACAGGAGGAGCACAGAGAAUGUGUGAAGAACUAAAUCUCCCUCUUUUGGGCAGAGUCCCCCUGGAUCCACGGAUAGGGAGAAGCUGUGACGAGGGAAGGUCUUUCCUGACUGAAGUUCCAGACUCUCCUGCUGCAGUGGCCUAUCAGAAUAUUGUCCAGAGUAAGUCAUCCAAACCCCAGCAAGCAUCUCUAAAACAGACCUGCCUCACACAAAUCAGAGAUUACUCUUCUUCCCAUUCUACACCUGAUGAUCCCUGUUGACGCAGAAAUGUACAUCACAUCUUUGUCCAGCCAGCGGGGAUGUCCUAUGAAUUCAGACAGCAGUGUCAUGUGAUUAAUCAGUCACAAAAUUAAGGUCAUUAUGAAUUGUGCUUUCUGCUCAACACUCUUGCUCACCUUUAUAAACUCAUUUACAGAGCAAAUGGAAAAUAUUGUCUGAAUUCCUGGGUUCCUUUCAAAUCACAGAUUUUGAAAAUAUAUGUUUUUUUUUAAGAUUUGAAAAAUAGUUUGUUAUAAUAUGUCAAAAAAUGAAUUCAUGUUGUACAUUAGAAGUACAGAUCACAAGUCACAAUCCAAGAAUCCAAAUUUGUAAAUUGUAAAUGAUGAAACUGAAAGCACAAUAUAAUUAUUACUAUAAUGACAAUGGGCAUGUUUCAGCAGGCCAGGAGAAAUUGUUUAUCAGAAAAGUUAAUGUGUGCCAUAUAGUGGCUUUUCCCGUCAAUGAGAUGUAAUGGCUAUAUAAUGUUUAAUUUUGCUAAUAAAUUUCUCAAGAUAACAAUUUCUAAAUCCAGUC
Sinocyclocheilus anshuiensis is the source of this 1623-nucleotide messenger RNA. It is a transcript of the gene nubp1, whose product is annotated as nucleotide binding protein 1 (MinD homolog, E. coli). The record is from RefSeq and is a predicted model, not a curated record. The coding region runs from base 75 to 1091 and encodes 338 amino acids. The transcript is spliced from 11 exons. Gene Ontology annotation, cellular component: cytosol. Lineage: Eukaryota; Metazoa; Chordata; Actinopteri; Cypriniformes; Cyprinidae. Gene Ontology annotation, biological process: iron-sulfur cluster assembly. Gene Ontology annotation, molecular function: 4 iron, 4 sulfur cluster binding; ATP binding; ATP-dependent FeS chaperone activity.